This is a messenger RNA of Arvicola amphibius (Eurasian water vole), 3701 nucleotides long. Its product is annotated as protein THEMIS3-like. Gene Ontology annotation, biological process: T cell receptor signaling pathway. The transcript is spliced from 4 exons. The record is from RefSeq and is a predicted model, not a curated record. Lineage: Eukaryota; Metazoa; Chordata; Mammalia; Rodentia; Cricetidae. Bases 38 to 1759 code for a protein of 573 amino acids.
GCAGCAGUGGCCAUGUCCUGGAGGAAAGAACUUCAUCAUGGAGCAAACUUGGGCUUCUUACAUCAGUUCCUUAAAUCAGAACUCCCUGCCCAGACGAGUGGAAGUGACCGAUGGAAACUAUUUUUCAGGGUCACUAGCCCACCUGUCAUUCUCCAAAGGGGAUAUCAUUACGGUGACGGACCUCCAGCCGACCCACGUUAGAGCAGAAGUGAAGGAUGGAGAGCAGGUUCUGGAUGUGGUCAAUAUACCUCUUGAAUACAAAGGAAACUUCCAACUGAUUGCAGAUCCAGCUUCUUUUGAAACCGUGGCUGACUUAGUCCGUUCUGUCCGACUGCCCCAGAGUCCCGCGACUUACAGAAGUCCUCCCUGUUUCCAGAACUUAGUUCCCAUCUCCACAGAUGAUUGGCCCCUGAUGCUUAAGAAAAGAGAAACGCUGUCCUUAAUUGGCCUCGAGGAAAGUCACGGGAGGAAGCUGCUGCGAUGUGAGGUGAGGAAGACGGACCCUCCCCUGAGGCUGCUCCUGCCCAUGAACUGCAGGGGCCACUUCCAAGAGUGCCAGGAUGACCAGUUCUACUCCAUUGACACCAUCGUGAGGUGGAAGCUGCUUGCAGGGAGGAAACGCAAGGUUCGGAUGGAGGCAGGAAACCGUCUGAGGCUUCUUAACCCCCUGCUUCCGGCGCACUUUAGUGGCCACCUAGUUCUGCACCCCUACUUCUCGGUGAAGGCGUAUCUGCCAGGUGCGGUCCAGAUCAGCAUCCCCUCCGAUUUGGACAUCCAUGUUACUGAGAUUAGCUGCUUGGCUUGUAAGCCCUUUGCACUGUUAACAAUGAGAGAAAUAUACGGCAUGGAAGCAAACAAAUUCCCAGUGAGGAUCAAAAUAAUGAGUGUGAGCAUGUCGGAGAGCAAGGCGGUCCCAAAGCCUUUGAAGAACGGGCAGCUCUUAACCAUCCUCAGAACGGAAGAGGUGAAAAAGUUCAUUGCCACGGAGAUUUCCGAAGGGAAGAAAGGGAGGUGUUUUCUCAUCCCAUACACCUAUCAGGGCCUGGUCCUUAGGGGGGGUCGCUAUUUUAAUGCUGUUUCUGAUGUCGCGGCAGCCAUGCAACAAGGACAGCUCUGCUUCCAGUCUUGCAGGGACUACACCUCCUGCAUGGAGCCGUUCGCAUCUUUCUCAGCCAACCAGUGCUUCCUGGCUCUGGAGAAGAGUGUGGUGUCUGCACAGAUCCACAAUGAGCUACACCGGGUGGAGGUUCUCAAGUGCCUGAACCUCACCACCAAAGCCCACGUCAAGCUGCCCUUGUUCGCAGAAGGAGAAUUCCGGGAGCUGUUUAAUGAUGCUGGACCAGGGACCCUGCAGGAGCUGUGCCAGAUCACAAAACUGCCGUGCCACGUCAGAGUGGUGAAACCAGAUCCUUCCAUGGCUAGAGACCCCCUGUAUGGAACUGAGGAGCUGAGGAUUGAAAACAUCAUCGUGGAGCAAUGCCUCAUAGCCAAAGAUGAAACUUUACCAGCGGCCUUGGGUUCUGCAGAAGACAUAUACCAGGACUUGCCCGAAGCCACAUUUGAAAUCCCGAUUGAGAAGUCAAGCUGUGAAGGGUUAUUGAUAGAACAACGUUUUUGGGUAGCUGACGUCGGAAAAGAGAGAUGCACGUCUCUCCAGACCAUCCAGGAGGUCACUGAGGAGGAGAUGCUGACCUUUAGUAAUUGCCUGAUUAUUCCUUCCCCACCGCCACCCCUUCCAAAGCCCAGAAGUUUGUCUUAAAACAGAAAAUGUGACUAUUAGCCCUUGCUUUGUGGACAGGAUGCAGCAGCAUCAGUCGGUCCCUCGGGAAUUGAGUAUUUGGGGUUCACUGGAACUGGGAUGUAGCCCCCUGAUGUGGGGGCUCAGAGGAAUUCAGGGGUGUCACCGCUACUUGUUAUUCCCAUCUCUCAUUCCCAUCAGUUCAUGAGGAAAAAAGGUUCAUUUGGGCCCACAGGUUCAAAGAUGUUAGUCCAUGAUCACUUGGCCCCACUGCCCUUGGCCUGUGGCAUGGUGGCACAUCACAGUGGGCCAAAGGUGCCCACUUCAUGAUAAGUGAGAAGCAGAAAGCCUCCACCUCCCUUUUUACACGCCCCGCCCCCCCCCCCCGAAACCUAACUCCCUUCAUCAAGGCUCCUCCUCUCCUUUAAUAACUUAUUGAAAUUUACUUUAUGUGUAUUGGUGUGAAGGUGUCAGAUCCCCUGGAACUGGAGUUACAGUUGUGAGUUGCCUUGUGGGUGCUGGGAAUUGAACCCGGGUUCUCUGGAAGAACAGCCGGUGGGUGCCCUUAACCGCGGAGCCAUCUCUCAGCUCCAAGUUCCACUAUCUCCCAAUUGCACCACGAACCAGAGACUAAGCCUUUAACACAUGAGCCUUCCUGGGACGCCUAUUGAGACCAUCGCAGCUGUCCGGGAGGCAGGCUUUUCCCUUGGUGUGCAUGGGAAGCUGGCCUCUGAUGCUGUGGUAUGCCCACAGCAGUCCUCUUUCUAUUAAAGUGAAAUUCUAUCUAUUCAGCAGGGCCAUGUGCUUGUCGUUGAACACGAUUCUCCCUACGGCCCUCGAUUUGGAAUCGCUGCCUCUCACCGAUUCCCGACCUGGAGUACACACUCCAACAAAACUCUGUUGGACGGAUGGUCCAGUGCCCACUUUGGUUUGUUAGCACCUACGUCAGCCCUGAGUCGUCCUCCUUGUCCCUCUGUUAGGAAAAUGCCAUCACCCCCAGUUGCCCAAGGCAGACACAUGGAAAACUUGCCCUUACCCACCCAUCAGUCACCAUAUCCUACCAAUUUCUACAGUUCCUGUCAAUCUCUCACCUUUCACCUUUGCCCAGUCCUGUCUCAGAUCCCUGCCUCGAUCCACGUGCUCCGCUUGUCAUUGUUAUUCUCCUGUCAGGUCCAACCACCUUCCUGUUGGUUCUCCGUUCUCAGAAGAGCGAUGUCUUUAAGACAAGACAUAAAGAAAGAAAGCCUCCAAAGCCCUUGGGGUAUCUCUGCUGCCUUAGGGUGAAUCCCAGCUAUCUGGAACACUUUGCAGGGGUGUUCAUACACUGCCCUCUAGUCUGUAUCGUUACCUCUCCCCUCUACCCCUAGCCCGUUUCUCUGUCACACUAAGUUCAGGAGGAGGCCAGCUCUCAAUUUCUCCAGCCUGGCUUCGAGCCGAAGCUCACACUACAGUCUUGCCUGCACUCCUCUGCUUCCCUAAGACCAGUUUAGUCUCUGCUCUGCCUGCUUCGGAAACAUCAUAGCUCGGUGGAUAAGAACGCACGGACUGCAGUUAGUUAUGUAUAACCAGUGAUUACAGCCUCCGUAGUGGCAGCGCCUCCUCUCUGGAGCCUUGGGUCCACCCUGCGAACUGGAUGCUACCGACUCCCACUGACUCAGCAUUCUAGAACCUAAGGAGAUGGUCUAAAGUACACAGUACAAGGCCUGUAGCACAGUGGGCAGACACUAGACAGGGGCUCAGUGAGUGUGCCCCCAUUGCUUCUCUGCGGUGGCUGAAAUGAGAACUGUCCUCCAUAGGCUCAGGUAUUUGAACGCGUGGUCUGUCAUUUGUGGCGUUGUUUGGAGAUGUCAUGGGACCUUGAGGACGUGCCUGAGGAAAGUAUGUCACUGGGGGCCGACUUUGAGAGUUCAUAGCCCCGUCCCACCUCCAGUUGCUCUCUCUGUCCCCUGCUUGCAGGAUAAGA